Molecule: messenger RNA, 258 nt
Organism: Prunus armeniaca (apricot)
Lineage: Eukaryota; Viridiplantae; Streptophyta; Magnoliopsida; Rosales; Rosaceae
Source: the annotation of a GenBank genome assembly
AUGCGCAACGUCGCGUACAAACAACGCAUCGCCAAGUACUAUGACUCCCGAGUCAAACCCAUUGCUUUCAAGAUUGGGGAUUGGGUCAUGCGCAAGGUCUCCUUGGCCACCAAGAACCCUACUGAAGGUACCUUGGGCCCUACAUGGGAAGGUCCUUAUGAGAUUACCAAAUUUUGCCGCCCCGGCACUUAUCAGCUUCGUGAUCAAAGUUUGCCUCAUCAUUGGAACGCUGAUCACCUUAAGUAUUACUGUAAGUAA